AUGGCAAGUGAGGAAGAGAGUUUUCUUGUGUUAGUGCAUUGCUCUGGAAAAAUUAAAAGAAGCAAAAAAUAUGAUGUCAAGUUCACCGACAGAGAACCGUUGAGUGUAUUCAUCAGUUCAUCAAACACUUUGUCCGAUGUAAAGAACAGCAUCUUGCAGAAGCUUGGGGUAUUUGAGAGCAAGUGGGUGAAGAAGCUAUUCUACAAGAUUCCAAUCGCAGUUGUGUCGACCGGUGUUAAGUAUGAUACGUUUGUGCUAGAGGCUGAUGAAGAUAUUAGGGUUCUGUUUCAUUGUGUUAGGAGUUUUCCGGAGGUCAGAAUACACGAGCUGUAUGCGAAGUUGGAUGUUGGUGUCGAUAGUUCUGGGAUAUCAGCUCCAGUUCAUAGCUCGACUACCGCCGGCAGUGCGUCUAGUUUGAUGCCUGCGGCCGGGCCAUCUGUUCUGCAGGUUGCAUCCCCUUCCUUUGCGGCUGAUUUAGAUCGAACGGAGGCAGUUGGUUCUGUACCGUUGGAGAAUCUUGGGGUCUGGCAGCAGGCAUUUGAGGCGGAUACCGGUGGUGGCAUAAUUCAUGAAGAACAAGGCUUCGGGGAACCUGAUCGAGUAGAGAAUGCAAUGCAGGACGAUGACUCUGACCAGGAGCCUGUAGAUAUCAUUGGGGACAGUGAUGAUGACAUAGGUCCCAAUCCACAUGCACAUCAUAGGCCUUUAAGUUCUGGCACACAGCAGUACCUUUCACACUUCUCUACUCUAAACUUGGAGGCUCUGGGUCAACAGGCGGACGGAGAUGAAGGUGUUCUGAGUGUGAAGGACUAUAGCAUCCGUCGAGAUUUUGAGUACCGAGUCUUGGAAUCGGAUCAUCUGAAGUAUCAUGGAAAAUGCAAGGAGUUUGACAAGGAUUGUAGUUGGUUGAUUCGGAUAUCACUUCGUGCAGGAAAGGGCACUUGGGAGGUUAGGAGGUACAACGGUCCGCACACUUGCUUGGCCACCUCCAUUUUCAGUGAUCACUGUCAGCUUGAUUACCACGUUAUCUGUGCGAAGAUUUUUCUGUUGGUUAGGGCGGAUGCUGCGGUAACGAUAAAGGUCUUGCAACAAGCAACCGAAGCUGAUUAUGGGUUCAGGCCUAGUUACAGAAAGGUUUGGAUGGCAAAAUAA
Messenger RNA from Arachis duranensis, 1152 nucleotides. RefSeq lists its product as uncharacterized. The record is from RefSeq and is a predicted model, not a curated record. The transcript is spliced from 2 exons. Bases 1 to 1152 code for a protein of 383 amino acids. NCBI's taxonomy places the organism in Eukaryota, Viridiplantae, Streptophyta, Magnoliopsida, Fabales, Fabaceae.